AUGGCACCCAAUGGAGCGACGGCGCGGAAGACGCCCGCUCCACCAAAGCCCAUAAAGACGGAGCAGAGCGAUGGCAUAUCGCUUGGGAGCCUCUUCGACGACCUUGAGAACACGCAACCGGACGUCAAGGAUGAUGUCCGCACGGCACUCCCUGUGCUGGACAAGCCGGGAAGCUGGGAAAGCAAAGUCGUUGGAGCGACCGUAGGCAAGAAGCGCAACGAUGCCGCCGACCGCUCUGGGUCUCCACCCUUCAACAAGAUCCCGGCCAACCUCGCCAAAGCCUUCCCCAGCGGCAAACUCAUGGCGGAUCGUCCUGACGUGCUCAAGUGCACGCACUGCAAGCGACCCGUACUGAAGCACGCCAUGGCCGGACACGUUGAGCGCUGUCUCAACAAGAAGCAGGAGAAGCAGCGCAAGAAGAAAGAAGCGAAGGAUGCUCGUGACGCUGCUGCGCGUAAGGAGCGAGGCGGGGGCGACAGUGACGCCGAGGGCGAGGAAGACGGUGCGGGUAAAGGCAAGACGGCCGCUGGAAAAGGAGAAGGGCUUGUUGCCAGCAAGAAGCGCAAAGCCGUCGAUGAAGCCGAAGAAGGUGUGGGAGGCUCGACGAAGAAGAAAAAGAAGAAGGAACAGGAGAAAGCGAAGGCGCCGCGACCGAAAGCUCCGGUGGACGUGGAGAAGCAGUGCGGCGUCGAGCUGCCUCAGGGUGGACAGUGCGCACGGAGUUUGACUUGCAAGAGCCAUAGUAUGGGCGCGAAGCGUGCAGUUCCAGGCAGAAGCGCGCCGUACGACAAGCUCCUCAUGGAGUACCAACGGAAGAAUCAAGCGAAAUUGCAAAAGGCGGCUUUCGAUGCCAACGCUCCGGACCCGGACGACGACAGUUUGCCUACGGGGCCUAUCGAUUCCGAUGAGGAGAAAGACGCCAUCAUGGCUGCUAUUGGUCGUUCAUGGGGCGGCGCGCCGCUGUACGAGCCUCAACCCGUCCCUCUACGCAGAAAGUACGAAAUCAAUCGUUUCAGGAGUAUGCUGGCCUCCGCAAUGGGCACGCGCACUGGUGGCGGCAUCUUGGGCGGUGGCGGUGCCGUCGGCGGUGGGAACUUCUUCACGGGUAUGGCUGCUCCACCUUCCUCCGCGCCUAAUGUGGAUGCGGACGGCGUGGGGCAUGCGAGGAGGCCGAGUGUGGUGCCGGGGGCGAGGAGUAUGAUGGCACCGACUGCGAGCAGUCGGAAGGGAAGCGUGGCUGUCGCUACCUGA
This is a messenger RNA of Baudoinia panamericana UAMH 10762, 1251 nucleotides long. RefSeq lists its product as uncharacterized. Gene Ontology annotation, cellular component: SAGA complex. The record is from RefSeq and is a predicted model, not a curated record. Gene Ontology annotation, biological process: regulatory ncRNA-mediated heterochromatin formation; RITS complex assembly; regulation of transcription by RNA polymerase II. Lineage: Eukaryota; Fungi; Ascomycota; Dothideomycetes; Mycosphaerellales; Teratosphaeriaceae. Bases 1 to 1251 code for a protein of 416 amino acids. The transcript is spliced from 3 exons.